AGCUGAGUAUUUGACACGUCAAUUGUAUUUCCACAAUACAUGUUUUCUUGAAAAUUAUAAAAUUAAAUACAAUUUGUGUAUCCCAAAGAAUAUUUGAGUGUUUUCAAUAUUUGUGCACCGAUUGUACAAAACAUAUUCAUUUGAAAAUUAUACCUUCAAUUAGUGCAGAAAAACUACUUGAUAAAUUUGUGUGACAAACAUGGCGUUGGCCGAGGGACCUUGCUAUACAAUCAUCAACUCGCCGGACAUCGAGGUACCGAACGAGAUGCAACUUAAACAAGACCUCGAGAAAGGCGAUACCAAUGUGAAAAUCGAAACAUUGAAAAAAGUUAUACAGAUGUUGUUGAACGGCGAACGACUAUCGGGCCUGAUAAUGACUAUCAUCAGAUUUGUGCUUCCGGUACAAAAUCACCAAAUCAAAAAACUAUUACUCAUCUUCUGGGAGAUAGUGCCGAAAACCUCAGCCGAUGGCAAACUUUUGCAAGAAAUGAUAUUGGUGUGUGAUGCAUACCGCAAGGACUUGCAACACCCCAAUGAAUUUCUACGUGGCUCAACUCUACGUUUUCUAUGUAAACUAAAAGAGCCCGAGCUUUUGGAGCCACUUAUGCCGGCCAUACGUGUGUGUCUGGAACAUCGUCAUUCUUAUGUGCGACGAAAUGCAGUUUUGGCCAUUUUCACCAUAUACAAAAAUUUCGAUUGGUUAGUGCCCGAUGGUCCAGAGUUGAUUGCUAAUUUCUUAGAAACUCAACAGGAUAUGUCUUGCAAGCGUAAUGCUUUUUUGAUGCUGCUGCAUGCCGAUCAAGAACGUGCACUCAACUAUCUGGCUUCUUGCAUUGAUCAAGUAAACAACUUUGGUGAUAUUCUGCAACUGGUCAUUGUGGAGCUCAUCUACAAAGUUUGCCAUGCCAAUCCAUCGGAACGUUCACGUUUCAUACGUUGUAUUUACAACUUGCUUAACUCAUCAUCAAAUGCUGUGCGUUAUGAAGCGGCUGGCACACUCAUUACACUCUCAUCUGCACCGACCGCUAUACGUGCUGCAGCUAGUUGCUACAUUGAGUUGAUUGUCGGUGAUAGCGAUAAUAAUGUCAAACUGAUUGUAUUGGAUCGUUUAAUUGCGAUGAAAGAAAAUGAGAAUAUGGAGAAAGUGAUGCAAGAUUUAGUAAUGGAUAUACUACGUGUACUGGCCGCACCAGACAUCGAAGUGCGUCGUAAGACAUUGGCACUUGCCAUGGACCUGGUCUCCUCACGCAAUAUUGAGGAAAUGGUGCUUGUGCUAAAGAAAGAAGUUUCCAAAACUCACAAUGUUGAGCAUGAAGACACUGGCAAAUAUCGUCAAUUGCUUGUACGCACAUUACACUCUUGCUCCAUUAAGUUCCCCGAUGUGGCCGCAAAUGUAAUACCCGUGCUGGUUGAAUUCCUUUCCGAUACAAAUGAAUUUGCUGCCGCCGAUGUAUUGAUUUUCAUACGUGAAGCUAUACAGAAAUUCCCCUCACUGCGUGCGCUGAUCAUUGAGCGUUUAAUCGAAGCAUUCCCACAAAUAAAAUCGUCGAAAAUACAUCGUGCAGCUGUUUGGAUAUUGGGUGAAUAUGUAGACAACAAAGAGCAGAUACUUGAGGUAACCGAAACCAUAAUACAAACUUUGGGCGAUAUACCAAUGGUGGAAGCCGAGCAGAAACGUCUAGCGGGUGAGCAGACAGAUGAGGGACAGAAAACCACUGAGACCAAUACGGCUUCGGCGGGCAAUAAAGUCACCUCGGAUGGUACAUAUGCCACGCAAAGCGCAUUCAGCUUGGCGCCUGUCGCUAAGAAGGAGAAACGUCCACCACUACGUCAAUAUUUAAUGGAUGGUGAUUUCUUUAUUGGCGCUGCACUCUCAGCUACACUUACUAAACUGGCACUACGUUAUGCCGAGUUGGAAGCUGAUGUGCGUCAACAAAAUCGUUUAACUACCCAAGUUAUGCUCAUUAUGAGUUCCAUUUUGCAUCUGGGCAAAUCAGGUUUCCCCACCAAACCCAUCACCAAUGAUGACAUCGAUCGCAUCUUCAUUUGUUUGCGCACGCUGAGUGAACGCACCAAAGAGGCCGUUGAAGUAUUCCAACAUUAUUGCCGCGACGCACUCGGCAAAAUGCUUGAUGCCCAACAUGAGGAGGAUCAACGUAUUUUGAAAGAGAAACAACGCGCCGCCGCCAAGGUACAGCCUGAUGAUCCCGUGGCAUUUGCACAACUCUCUAAUGGGCGUGACAAUCAAUUGGGCGAGAAUGUGUUUGAAACUAGUUUGAAUCAAGCUUUGGCCGGCACUAAGUCGACCAAUUUGAGCGACAUCACUUCGCCCAAUAACAAACUCAAUAAGGUAACACAAUUGACCGGCUUCUCUGAUCCCGUCUACGCUGAGGCUUAUGUAAAUGUCAAUCAGUAUGACAUCGUUUUGGAUGUGUUGAUUGUGAAUCAAACAAACGACACGCUACAAAAUUGCACGCUCGAAUUGGCAACUUUGGGUGAUUUGAAAUUGGUUGAACGUCCACAUCCAGUGGUAUUGGCGCCACAUGAUUUCUGCAACAUAAAGGCAAAUGUGAAGGUUUCGUCCACAGAGAAUGGCAUCAUUUUCGGCAAUAUCGUUUACGACACAAGCAUCAAUACAAAUGUUGUUGUGCUGAACACCAUACAUAUUGACAUUAUGGAUUAUAUAAUACCCGCUUCUUGCACUGACACAGAAUUCAGACAAAUGUGGCAAGAUUUCGAAUGGGAGAAUAAGGUAACUGUAAAUACCACAUUCACCGAUUUGCAUGAAUAUUUGAAACACUUGUUGAAGAGUACCAAUAUGAAAUGUUUGACACCAGAGAAGGCGCUCAGCGGUCAAUGCGGCUUUAUGGCUGCCAAUAUGUAUGCGAAAUCAAUCUUUGGCGAAAACGCGCUUGCCAACCUUAGCAUUGAGAAACCCGUGGACGAUCCCGAUUCCAAGGUGACCGGUCAUAUACGCAUACGUGCUAAAAGCCAGGGCAUGGCUCUAAGCUUAGGCGAUAAGAUCAGUUCAUCACAGAAACAGUCAGUGCAGGCCGCUUAAAUGCUGACAGACAGACAGAAGUAUGAACUCUUAGUGUAUUAAUUGUAACCGUUUACGAAAUUCAUCAUUUCAAAUUUAAAGAAUUAUUGUGUGUGUGGGUGUAAACUCUCUUUCAUAUUGUUUAAUUAUAUUUGAUUUCUUUGUGUUGCCCAAAAUUGCAUAUACAUACAUACAUAUAUUCGCACACAAAGUACAUUCUACGUAUCUAUAUGUAUGUAAAACCAUUAUUUGUUAGUUUAUCAUUGCUAAAAGAUUUACGAAAAGCUUAUAAUUCCAGCUAUUUAAUAGAAUAAAAAGCAUUGCUUUACUUUAUGUACGAGAAAUAUAUAAAUAUAAAUACUGCAUACACCAUA
Molecule: messenger RNA, 3414 nt
Organism: Zeugodacus cucurbitae (melon fly)
Lineage: Eukaryota; Metazoa; Arthropoda; Insecta; Diptera; Tephritidae
Gene: betaCOP
Product: coatomer subunit beta
Exons: 8
Coding region: 200-3061 (953 amino acids)
Biological process (GO): intra-Golgi vesicle-mediated transport; intracellular protein transport; endoplasmic reticulum to Golgi vesicle-mediated transport
Cellular component (GO): COPI vesicle coat; cytoplasm
Molecular function (GO): structural molecule activity
Source: RefSeq, a predicted model, not a curated record